Molecule: messenger RNA, 1188 nt
Organism: Zygosaccharomyces rouxii
Lineage: Eukaryota; Fungi; Ascomycota; Saccharomycetes; Saccharomycetales; Saccharomycetaceae
Gene: HOC1
Product: alpha-1,6-mannosyltransferase
Exons: 1
Coding region: 1-1188 (395 amino acids)
Biological process (GO): protein N-linked glycosylation
Cellular component (GO): mannan polymerase complex
Molecular function (GO): alpha-1,6-mannosyltransferase activity
Source: RefSeq, a predicted model, not a curated record
AUGGCUAAGUCCAGGGAAGGUGUUACUCUUAAGAGGUUGCUGCUGUUUAUUAUCCCCAGUAUUGCAUGUCUCGUACUCCUUUUCAGAUUUUUCAACAAUUCAAAGGCAGCUGAUCUGCAGAAACUGCUACAGAAUUUACCCAAGGAAAUCUCACAAUCUAUCAACCUCGCAGCAAGCCAUCAGAAGAGUGAUGCUGAUUUGAUUCAAUCGUUUGAAAAUUUGGCUAAUGAACUGAAGAAAAAACAAGAGGAUCAAGCUCGUGAAUUUGAAAGACAUAGACAAGAAUUAGAGAAAAAACUGCAAGAGCUUAAACUAUCACCAGAACAUGCAACAUUACGUGAAAAAUUGGCCUACAAUUUCAGAUAUGAUGAAAGGAAAAGGUUCCCAGCCUACAUCUGGCAAAUUGGUGGUGUUUCAGGUACUGAAGAAUUGAAAAACUUGGAGGAGCAAGAAAGAAAUUGGAGGGAUAAAAAUCCAGGUUUCGUUCAUGAAAUUGUCACUGAUGAGAUGAUGAAUGCACUUGUGCGUCACUAUUUUUCCUCCGUGCCAGAUGUUAUUAAUGCUUAUAACGCAUUGCCUUCAAAGGUUUUAAAGGUGGAUUUCUUCAAAUAUUUGAUCCUUUUAGCUCGUGGUGGUGUGUAUGCAGAUAUAGACACCGAUCCUUUACAACCUGUACCAAAUUGGAUUCCUGAAAAUAUGGACCCCGCUAAUAUCGGCUUAAUUGUUGGUGUGGAACACGAGGCUGAAAGUCCAGAUUGGAGGUCUCGUUACGUGAGAAGAUUACAAUUGGGUACAUGGAUCAUUCAAGCUAAACCUGGUCAUCCUGUGAUUAGAGAGGUCGUUGCAAAUAUUACGGAAACAACUUUACAAAGGAAAAACGAAGGUACUUUGAACAUUAAUUUGAGAAGUGAUAAGAAUAUCAUGACAUGGACAGGUUCAGGUGUAUGGACGGAUGUAAUUUUCUCUUAUUUGAACGAUUAUUUGAGAAGUGGUAACACAGACAGGAUUACAUGGGGAUGGUUCAACCAGUUGAAAGAGCCAAGACAAAUCGCUGACAUCCUAGCAUUCCCACCAUUCUCAUUUAACGCCCCCAAGACCAUUAACAACGAUGAUGUGAACAAGCCAUUAUAUCUAAUUCAUCACCAAGCCAAGAAAUCUUGGAAAACAGUACCUAAGCUAGAGAAUUAA